Molecule: messenger RNA, 1204 nt
Organism: Annulohypoxylon truncatum
Lineage: Eukaryota; Fungi; Ascomycota; Sordariomycetes; Xylariales; Hypoxylaceae
Exons: 2
Coding region: 470-1144 (224 amino acids)
Source: RefSeq, a predicted model, not a curated record
UUUGGACGUAGCGCGAUUAUCCGAGACAGCCUGGUUGUUGACAAAUUUCUACAAUCAAUCUUCAAAUAGGCAUAGAUAAUGUAGGUACAUAUGAAUGUACUUAGGUACCUAGACUCGCAACAAGGCAGCCCUACCUUUUGAAAUACCUAUGUAGGAGUAGAACACCUAGCCUCGCUAGUAGUACUAAAAAAGGCACGAUACAGCCUUCAAACACCAUCGUGAAUCUGUCUCGGUCUAUCUGAGUCAGCCUCAUUAAAAGGUAUAUCACAGAUUGGCGGCCUGAGAAAUUGCUUCUUCGCAAGAACAGCUUGUAAUCACGAUGAGAUCAAGGUGUCCUUUGAGAUGGUCCUACGUAAAGAUAACUUCAUUAGGUAUAAUAAUAGAAUGAACGGAAGGGCUACAUUAGAAGCGUUAGGCUUCCUAAGAAUAUUUGUAGGGUGAAGAGGGACAAUAUCUUAGGCCAUGCAACAUGACCCUUCGAAGGAUAUCGUUAUUAUUGGCAUUAGCAAAAGCUUACAAUACUCUAGCCCAGGUCUUCGCCAAUGGCCCCUUUCAGUUACAUGUUGGCAGUGUCGCCAACACUUCUAUCGACGGCCAUGCAUAUCCGUGCCUAGAUACACUAGGCCUCUGUUACGAGCAAGGGGUCAUGACACUACCCUCAAAGGGUGCCGGAGUUUACUUCACGUCGCGCGCCCAGGCCGACUACACGACAGGGUAUCUCUCGUGGCAUUGGGCGGACAAUGGCGCAGUCGGCAAAAAUGGGAUCGCAAUGUACGGUCCUGUGGGUCUGGUAUAUGAUCCCGGGACUAACGUCGCGGUUCCGAUCUUUAACCAGACCGGAAGCGCCGAGGUACUCGGCUUCGAUUCUACCAGCGGUAAUUUGAUGAUGACUGGUAUCGACGACACUACGAUGAGCAACAGUAGUAAUAGUGGAAAUAGUAUCACACUGAGCCAGCCGUAUCGAUAUUAUAAUAAUUGGUACUUGUGCAAUGUCCAGUUGGAGGAGGGCCUCGCGCCUGAGUUACUGAUAUCGUGGGUCUUGGGCGCCAAUCUCGGGCGGCUGCCGACGAAUCCUACCUGUCAGCGCAUCAACAUCACCAUUGAGGCGAUUGCUAUGGGAUAUGGAGGUACUAGCAGUAGUUAGAUGAGUGAGGUUGAAGCUGAAUGGACUGGAUGAUAGGUUGCCCUAGUGAGACGUUCCUAG